Pseudogymnoascus verrucosus is the source of this 2080-nucleotide messenger RNA. RefSeq lists its product as uncharacterized. The transcript has 7 exons. Gene Ontology annotation, molecular function: carbohydrate:proton symporter activity. Gene Ontology annotation, biological process: carbohydrate transport; transmembrane transport. NCBI's taxonomy places the organism in Eukaryota, Fungi, Ascomycota, Leotiomycetes, Thelebolales, Thelebolaceae. The record is from RefSeq and is a predicted model, not a curated record. Gene Ontology annotation, cellular component: membrane. Bases 269 to 1930 code for a protein of 553 amino acids.
CAUGUGUUGAAACUGUGGCGACAGUCUCCAGUCCCCACGAUUACAGUCCGUUCGUAUGGUGGAUUAUUCUCCAGGUUUUGAAUCCCUAUCACGCUUAAAUUUCCCGUCAUGGCACAAGACCCAAUGUCUUGGGCCAGUAAUGUCGCGUGGAGAAUGGAUAUGGAAUUUAGUUUUUCCAUCUGUAAUCGCAGUUGGUGCUUUCGGUGGACGGGAUGUAGUAAAGGGGGCCCAGCGUAUCAAUGAGAGCUUCCUAUAAGAAUGUAGGCCCAUGACAUUUUAUAGGAAUCAGCUUGGCUCUUUCCAACAACUCCGCGGAUACUGCUCAUUAAUACCGCCUUUGAAAAUGGUUUUCUUCAAGACUACAAAGAAGAGAUGGUACAAUUGGUACAUCUCGCUCGUUGCCGCAGCAUGCAUGGUGCUGUACGGUUAUGAUGCGUCGACCUAUAAUGCCUGCCAGAACUCCCCUCAUUGGGUGGAUUACUUCGACAACCCCAAUUCCUACACUCUCGGUCUCAUUAAUACGUCCUACAAUAUUGGCGGCAUCGUUUCUGGUUUCUUUUUCGGCGGGCCAAUUGCCGAUAGAUUCGGGCGAAGAUGGGGAAUGGGAAUUGGUUGCUUCAUGACCAUCAUCGCUACUUUCAUGCAAACAUUUGCACCUGAGCAUAAUGUUGGUGUCUUUAUCGCCGGUCGUGUCAUUAUUGGACUUGGCCAGGGUAUUGCAUUGACUUCUGGACCAAUUUACAUCGGAGAGUUGGCCCCUACCGAGAUUCGUGGCCAAAUCAUGGGCUUCUGGCAGUUGUUCUACUCUGUGGGAUCCUUCAUUGCAUACUGGAUUGCAUACGCCACUGGACUUCAUUCCGAGGCCUUGGGCCAAUGGGACUGGAAGUUGGUCAUCAUCUUCCAGAUUAUGGUCCCUGCAAUCAUCUGCGUUCUCUUGCCAUUCAUUCCAGAGACGCCCAGAUGGUACAUUCAAAAAGGCAGAAUUGAAGAAGCAAGGGCAUCGCUCAUGAAGAUUCGUGACACACCUGAAGAAGUCGAAGAGGAGAUCUUGAUGAUUCGCGAGGCAAUGGCAUACGAAAACGAAAUGAACAGUGGCAACCAGGGUCUAUCCCAGUACAAGGCUUUGCUUACGGACAGGUCUGUUCGUAAGCGUCUUUGGAUUGCCUUCAUUAUCAACGGCGGGCAGCAGCUCACUGGCCAAGGCAGUCUCAACUCAUACUCGUCGCAGAUCUACAAGGGAAUCUACAAGGAUAAGCACACCAUCGAUUUGAUCAAUGCCAUCAACGGAACUUGCGGUAUUCUGUUCACAUUGAACGCUGUCUGGACUGUCGAUCGAUACGGCCGAAAGUUCCUCUUCAUCGUAGGAGGAAUCGGAAUGGCAGUCUGCAUGAUCGCUUUUGCAUCCGUCGGCAUCGCCACCCCUGACACCUUCUACCUGUCCAAAGGAAAGGAAGUUCUCACCAAAGAGCAGCCCGUCGGCAUUGCCCUCACGUUCUUGCUCUUCCUCUUCAUCUUCUUCUACAAGCCAACUUGGGGUGCAACCACCUGGAUUUGGACCGCUGAAGUCUUCUCGAUGAACGUCCGCGCCCAAGCUGUCGGCAUGUGCUCGCAGUGGCAGAACGUCUCCAACCUGAUCUUUAACCAGUUCUUCCCAGUCUUCCUAGCCAAGGCUAGUUUCUACACCUUCUACUUCUUUGGUGGGAUCAACGUUAUGCUUGCCAUAUUUGUCUUGUUCAUCGUCCCAGAGACGAGGAACGUCAUGCUGGAGGAGAUGGACACUCUCUUCGGUGGACCUAACCAUAUCGAGAAGGGAGGAGCCCAGCUCUUUGAAAAUGGUGACGACAAGGUUGGUACUACUGCAAACACGGAGCUCAAGAACAUCGCUGUGGAGGAAGAGCAUGCGCCCGCUGUUGCUGGGUCAAAGGUUUAGUGGUUGUCUGGUUGGAAACUCUGUGUCGUUUGACAUGUGAGUGGUACAUCAUGGCGAGGAAGAGGAGCCUUUCUAGAGGCCGGUUCUAUACAGCAACAUAAACCACAAUAUUAGCGAGCUAGUCUCUAAUAUAUUUUAAUUGAUUGCUGG